Actinia tenebrosa (Australian red waratah sea anemone) is the source of this 1230-nucleotide messenger RNA. RefSeq lists its product as uncharacterized. Lineage: Eukaryota; Metazoa; Cnidaria; Anthozoa; Actiniaria; Actiniidae. The record is from RefSeq and is a predicted model, not a curated record.
AGUUUAAAUAUUUCAUCGGGAGCGUCGCUUUCAUUCAGACAUAAAAGAGUGUUAGAGAAGGUACAGUUCAUCGCGAAGGUCCAUCUAACUCGUCGAAAAGGAGAUUUCUGCGACAAUGUCUGACGCACCCAAUCCACUGGACAUGAUGAUCAACGAGAUGAUUUCUCGCACUCCCGAGAAACGCAAAAUUUCUUUGCUCGGGAAAACAUUCUGGCAAUAUCCUACAGUUUUUGACUCAGAAUUUACGUAUCAAGGAUGCGAGUUUCUCGCGUUGGAGGUUUCUCAGAUCGUGAGGAAGGAGUUGUCGCAAAGGAAUGACCAGGAGGUAUUUGACAUGCUGGAGAUUGGCAGCGGCACAGGCCAUGCGUCUAUUGAAGUAGCUUUAAGCUUUGAUCAAUGCCGCAUAUGGGCAACCGACAUUAACCCUCAAGCUAUUGAAAAUACGCUAGAAAAUGCUAAACUCCACAGCGUCGCAGACCGAGUCCAAGCCUACCUCGGAGAUGUGUACGACGCUCCCCAAAUAAGAAACAAGCAGUUUGAUUUGAUAUUUUGGAGCUUUCCUUUUGUGCCAGCUUCAGGCCCGAACGGUGGUCAAGAAGGAGUUCACCUGGACCCCCUGGUGCGUGGUUUGGUAGACCCCGGUUAUAAUGGCUUGCGGGACUACCUCGCGGGUGCGAGGGCUCACCUCAAGAAAGAUGGUCGAAUUUUACUGGCGUUUUCCUUCGAACUUGGUUCAGAGCAUCUGCUAAAAAAGAUUAUGGAGGAAGUUGGGUGGAGCUACAAGGUGUUGGCCGAGGCGGAGGUAGAGCUUAGUUUUACAAUUUUUCCAAUGAGUAUGAAGAAUAAGGUUCAACUGUUGGAAGCCGUGUGCCAGUAAAACACAACUCAGUGUGAAGUGUUAUGAUCUGCAGGGGGUAUUUAGGCUAGAAAUAUUUGAAUGGACAGUAGAAUAUUAGUAUUCACAGUCUAGAUUAGAUCUAUGAGUAAUCAUCGACUCAUUUGAUAUGCUUGAUAACACCAGAGACAACGAGCUAGUUGACUAUCUGUUGUUGCUGCCGCUAAUAUCUUUGACUAGACAAGAGAAGAUUAUUAAAGAUGACUAGAGAUCUUUUCGCAAGAAACAAUGUCUCGAUGGGGCAAAUAGCUUUUAGAUCUUGCUCCUGAUAUAAGUGUUUGUCAUAGUAUUAAUGGUUUUAAAGAAACGACAAUAAAAUUAAAAUGAGUCUCCCA